Messenger RNA from Xenopus tropicalis (tropical clawed frog), 2121 nucleotides. RefSeq names its product rbm43-like (gene h1-10.2). Gene Ontology annotation, cellular component: nucleus; nucleosome; chromosome. NCBI's taxonomy places the organism in Eukaryota, Metazoa, Chordata, Amphibia, Anura, Pipidae. Gene Ontology annotation, biological process: nucleosome assembly. The record is from RefSeq and is marked validated. Gene Ontology annotation, molecular function: DNA binding; structural constituent of chromatin.
GCGACUAGCGACACCGACUUAGCGAUACCAACUAGCAUGGCUCUGGAGCUGGAAGAGAACUUGCAUAGCGAGGAGGAGGAGGAGGAAGACGAAGAAGAAGAAGAAGAAGAAGAGGAGGAGGAGGAGGAAGAAGAAGAAGAAGAAGAAGAAGGAGGAAUGCAGACGAGAAGCCCCAGCAAAAGAAAUAAGGGGGGCGCCUCCUCCUCCUCCUCCUCCUCAGGCUCCGCUAAGAAAAAGAAGAAGAAGAAGAACCAGCCGGGCAGGUACAGCCAACUGGUCGUGGAUACGAUCCGCAAACUGGGGGAGAGGAACGGCUCGUCCCUGGCCAAGAUCUACAGCGAAGCCAAGAAAGUCGCCUGGUUCGACCAGCAGAACGGCCGCACCUACCUCAAGUACUCCAUCAAGGCGCUGGUGCAGAACGACACCCUCCUGCAGGUCAAAGGAGUCGGGGCCAACGGCUCCUUCCGACUCAACAAGAAGAAGCUUGAGGGGUUGCCCUUUGAGAAGAAGGCCGCACCGCCGGCCAAGCCGCCCAGCAAGAGGAGGGCCCCCGCCGCCAGCAGCAGCCCGGCCAAAAGCCACAAGAAGGCCAAGCCCAAGCCCACGGCUGAGAAGGAGAAGCCCCAAAAGAGCAGCGUCAAAGCCCCCAGCAAGAGCCACAAGAAAGGGGCCAAAGGCAAGAAAGUGAAGAAGGGGGCCAAGCCCAGCGUGCCCAAGGUGCCCAAGUCCAAGAAGGCGUGAGAAUGAGAACUGUGACUGAAUCCAGGCUGGGGGGUCUCCUUUCCAUCGGUUCUGCUGACCUGUCGGGUAUAAGUUCCAGCAUUCCCUUGUGACUGUGUUAUGGUACAUUCUGGGCAAGGGACCUGUGAGCUAGGGAUGUCCUACCUGCUGCCCUCUGGCUCUUGCUGAACUACAACUCUCAACUCCCGGCGUGCUGAGACUUUUGGUUCAAAACAGCUGGAUGUGCCUCAGGUCGGACAUCCCCGGUGUGCAGUCUGUCUCUUCCCCAGCUUUGGCUGAAAGCGAAUUCCCAGCACACCCUGACUGUUCUGUGUGACUUUAAAUGGUUAUUAAGGGUAAAGGGGGGGACUCUGGGCUCUUGCUGAACUACAAUUCCCAGUAUGUCCAGGUUAACAGAUGCAGAGAGUUCAACAAUAGCUGGUUGUGUGCCGGUUGGCCCUCCUGCCAGUGCUUCUCUACAUAUAAAGGAACAUGUAUGUAUGUAUACUGAUAUCUCUAGAUAUAAAGGAACAUGUAUGUAUGUAUGUAUACUGAUAUCUCUAGAUAUAAAGGAACAUGUAUGUAUGUAUACUGAUAUCUCUAGAUAUAAAGGAACAUGUAUGUAUGUAUACUGGUAGAACUGUAACUGCUGUUUGUAACCACAGCAUAGUGCAGGGAGCUGGGAGUUACAGCACACAAUGAUCCCGAGAAGCACUGACCAACAAUUCCUGCUUUAGAUUUUGCUUUAGGGACGGGGGCAACUGUUCUCUAGUUAAUGGCCUUUAGUAGGUGGGGCAGGAAGCAGACAUCCUCUGAUCAGCAGUUUUACUUGGUGCAACUGGGCAUCUGCCCCCCAACCCCCCCCCCCCCAAGCCUAGAGUGUAAAGUUGCACUUUUUGCAUCAUUUAACCCUUUUUGUUAAUUUCUCAACUGAAGUUGAUUGCUUUUAGCCAUUCAUUAUCAUUGGAGUUUUUCUAUCCCGCCCGCCCCUCCAAUCACAUUUGGGAAGUCACGUUGCCGGGGCAGCCUGCACAGAUCUGUGGUAGUUAGGAAUCCGUUGUACAGCACUGAUAACAAUGUUACAAUGCAAUACUAUUCUGCCACUUCCUUGUGCGAUUUAAAAUGUCCAGCAGCCUCUCAUUGGUUGAAUAGCAGCUGUCACCGUGGCAACUUGUAGUGUGGGUGUGUACUGAAGGCUUCACCGAAGGGCUGUGGGAGGGGCCUGCCUAGACUUGUUAUGUUCAGGUUAUUCGCUUGCUGGGAGCCAUAUUUCCUUUUGUAUAUUUUGUGUUGAUUACAGUUACUGCAUAGCGGUUACAUUGCACAGUGAUGUCUGUAAUGGUUCUGUGUAUGGAACAAGUCUGUUUCAUUUUCUAAUGCUUAGUAAACAACUCUUGCCUA